AUGUAAAAAACAAAACAACAGCAACAGCACAGCUGAUUUUUUGGAUAUAGCGCUCGCGAUACAUCGUUUGAUGAUUGACGUGGCGCAUGUGUUGAUAAUAUUUUUCGACGGUAAAUAACGUGAUAAUUUUUUUUACUGAUUUUUUAAUCAUCAAAUUAAUUGAAAAUGGAAACAAUUUUACAAAUAAAAUUAUUGAAAAAUCGUAUAGCACAAAAUGAUAUCGGUAUAAAAAACUUAUUAAAGCAAAUUUCCGAAUGUGAUAGCGAUAUACAAACAUUAAACAAAUUGAAUUCGGAAUUAUCAACACGUAUGAAUAAUGUAAGACAAGAUUUAACCGAUUUUGGUCAUUUAGUCAAAGUGAUUGAAGAUGAUGAUCUUCGUUAUCAUAUGCAAAUGGAUUUAGAAUCAAUACGUAAUCAAUAUGAAAUUAAUAUGGUUGUUAUUCGUAAAGCAAUUUUAAAUACACAGAAAAAAUUAAAUAAUCAAACAAGAGUAAAAUUAUUUGAAUAUUCAAAAAAUCUAAGAAAUCGUAUCGAUAAUAAUAAAGGUAAUUUAAAUAAUGAAACAAUGGUAAAUAAAUCAACAGCCAUAACGAAUGAUUUAUAUUCGGUUAGUCGAAUAUUGGCAAAUGAAGUAGAAAAAUCCGGUAAAAAUCUUGAAACAUUAGUAACAUCAUCAGCAUUAGCAACCGAAACAUCACAAGAAUUACGUACAAUGUCUAAUUAUAUUUCAAAUUCUCGUACAUUAUUAUUUAAAUAUGGUCGACGUGAAAUGACGGAUAAAAUAUUAACAAUACUUGCAUUAGGUUUCUUUUUUGGUUGUAUUAUCUAUGUAUUAGUGAAAAGAUUAUAUUUAAGAUCAUAA
Messenger RNA from Dermatophagoides pteronyssinus (European house dust mite), 864 nucleotides. It is a transcript of the gene Sec20, whose product is annotated as vesicle transport protein Sec20. Gene Ontology annotation, biological process: retrograde vesicle-mediated transport, Golgi to endoplasmic reticulum. Gene Ontology annotation, molecular function: SNAP receptor activity. Gene Ontology annotation, cellular component: SNARE complex; endoplasmic reticulum. The record is from RefSeq and is a predicted model, not a curated record. NCBI's taxonomy places the organism in Eukaryota, Metazoa, Arthropoda, Arachnida, Sarcoptiformes, Pyroglyphidae.